CUAAUUUAAGUACGAAAUAUUUAUUACAAACCCAACGAAGUAAUAGACAAAAUAAAAUUAUAUUAUGAGCAUUUCAGAGGGGUCUGAUGAAUCGGAUCUUUCCUUUCCAGAUGAGGAGGAUGAGGGUCCAAAUAUCGGCAAAUACAUUGGAGGACGCAAUGCAUCUGGACAGCGUCACGGACGUGGCUGGGCUAUUCUGCCAAAUGGCGAUCAGUAUGAUGGCAAUUAUCGCAAGGGAAGGCGCCACGGCAUAGGGCUAUAUGUCUUUAAGAAUGGCGCUCGUUAUUAUGGCCAGUAUCGAUGUGGCACUCGCUCUGGCCGCGGCAUAUUCAUUUAUCCAGAUGGUUCCGUCUACGAAGGCAACUGGCGCAAGAACCUGAAGCACGGCAAGGGUCGCUAUAAUUAUGCCAAUGGGGAUACCUACUCGGGCGAUUGGUAUAAGGGUCAGCGUCAUGGUGUCGGCAUCUAUACCUUUAAGGCCGAGAAGGACAACUGCUGCAUGACGGUUCGCCUUAAGUCCACUUGGAACAGCAACUUGCGCAUGGGACCCUUUGAGCUGUACAUUGGCAACGAUGACAAGUGCACCAUUCUACACGGACUCUGGGACGAUCUUUAUCCCAAUGGGCCAGCUGUAUUCAGCUUUGAUAAUCGUUAUAUGCUGCUUGGCUAUUUCUUGCCAAGCGAUUAUAGAUUUAAAGAGGCUCGAGCCUCCGGAAAUUUAGAGGAGGACGAAAUCAACUUGGAUGACGAAAUGGGAAAUGAAGAGGAUAACAAAACGGAGCCUAAUGCUACAUUGUGGUUUGCCCAGGAAAUCGCUGUCUAUGACUAUUCCCUACUGCCGCAAGAGCCAGUACCAUUGCCCAUCUCAGAUUCUGAGCUUUCGGUAUGCUCGGUAACCACAGAGGGGAGCAUGCUCAGCCAGGAGAAGUUCAGCUUCUAUGGCGAGGGCGAGGAAGGCGAAGACGAAGGCGAGGAGGUCGAAAUGGAGUGUUUCCCAUGCGAAUGCGACUUUGAGCUCAGUGAAUUUGAUUCGGAAUCCGAACCAUGCAAGAUCGAUGCCAAUCCUUGUGCCAUCGAGGUGCUCAAACAGCCCAAUUGUCCCGAACCAUAGUGUGAAACUAUGUCCAUACAUUUGUUUGUUCAGCUUUAAAAUCCAUGUCAACAAAACGUUUGGCAUUAUAUAUCCCACACAAUUUCUUUGUGAACUAUAAUACUAUGUACUAUAAUAUUAGGUAGGGUAAUGGUAUACAGCGUGUUUAAAUGGUGCAAA
Drosophila hydei is the source of this 1270-nucleotide messenger RNA. It is a transcript of the gene Rsph1, whose product is annotated as radial spoke head 1 homolog. Gene Ontology annotation, biological process: spermatid development; axoneme assembly. The transcript has 2 exons. Bases 65 to 1111 code for a protein of 348 amino acids. The record is from RefSeq and is a predicted model, not a curated record. NCBI's taxonomy places the organism in Eukaryota, Metazoa, Arthropoda, Insecta, Diptera, Drosophilidae. Gene Ontology annotation, cellular component: motile cilium; nucleus.